AUGGAAGCCCUCAUUGAAGAAGUCCGAAGACUGGCCAAGUCUGGCGAUGAGAAGACACGGAAAAAUAUAUUGGAUGAAUUGAGUGCCCUCAGCACCUCAAUCGAGUCUCCCGAUGACACGGUCCAGCGCUUUACAUUUUAUAACAUGCAGCUUGCUGCCAUUCGCACUGCUAUCGACCUAAAGCUGUUCGAGCUGCUAUCUGAAAAUAAAAUACCCCUCACUGUAGCCCAGAUCAGUGAGAAGACUGGUGCAAAUCCAGUGUUCCUCGGCCGCAUUCUUCGUUAUCUGGCUUCAUACCACGCAGUCCAGGAAGUGGACAAGGACUUGUUCACUUCAUCAAAUAUCUCAAAAACAUUUUCCCAGCCCGGAUUUCAGGCUGGUGUUGGUCAUCUCUUCGACAAUGCCGGCCCGUCUAUCCAAGAAUUCCCCACCUUCAUGAAAGAGAACGACUAUCCCGAUGUACAAGACAACGUCAAAACAGCCUUUCAAAAGUCUAUGAAAACAGACUUACCUGCAUUCUUGUGGCUCCAACAGCACCCCAAAAAUCGGGAUUUCUUCAAUUUGCACAUGAACGCUAACCGGGAAGGUAUGCCCAUCUUUCUGGAGGUGUACCCCGUUCUCAAAAGAGCCACCGGCUUGAGCCCCGAGCGCACCUUGUUUGUAGACAUUGGAGGCGGAAUAGGCCAACAGGCAAUUGCCUUUAGGGAAAGAUAUCCCCAGCUUGAAGGUCGAGUGAUUGUCCAGGAUCUUCCUCAAACAACAGAACACGCGAUACAACACCCUGGUGUGGGGGCUAUUGCAUACGACUUCUUUACCCCACAGCCUAUCAAAGGAGCCAAAUUCUACUAUCUGCGGAAUAUCUUCCAUGACUGGCCUGACCACAAAUGUCGGGAGAUUUUGAAGAAUAUUGUCGAUGCUAUGGCACCAGACUCCUAUAUCCUCAUUGACGACAUGGUUCUCCCGAACGUUGGUGUACACUGGCAACAAGCACAAUUAGACAUGUUGAUGAUGGCUGCUCUAGGUGCUCGAGAGCGAACUCAUGAGCAGUGGGACCAACUCGUCAAGAGUGCGGGGCUGAAGGUUAACGGCGUGCACACUUACACUGCGAGCCUGAAGGACAGUAUUAUCGAAGUUGGCGCAGCCUUAUCUACUACAAACUAG
Penicillium angulare is the source of this 1161-nucleotide messenger RNA. RefSeq names its product O-methyltransferase B. The record is from RefSeq and is a predicted model, not a curated record. Gene Ontology annotation, molecular function: O-methyltransferase activity. Lineage: Eukaryota; Fungi; Ascomycota; Eurotiomycetes; Eurotiales; Aspergillaceae. The transcript is spliced from 5 exons. Bases 1 to 1161 code for a protein of 386 amino acids.